AUGGCUCGCGAGAAGCGCCUCGCCCACAAGUCACCCGCCUCCCCCGCUGAGGCCAACCGCGACAUCAUCCUCUUCCAGCUGGAGUACGUCCGCAAGAAUUAUUCGACUGAACACCGUCGAUCUUUGGUGAGUCAUUCGAUGUCAGAAGGGACAUGUGUACCAGAUGGCUUCGCUACACAGAUCGUCGCCGAAGCGCAGAAGCCAAAGCGUCAGCGUGACUUGGAAAAGGCUCGCAGUAUCAUCUACAGACGUCAAAACGGCCAGUCAGUCACAUGGGCUGAGCUUGACUGGGCGAAGACAGUCUGCGCCAGGGAAGCCAAGUUAGAGCAAGCAGAGCUGGCGGAGACCACAGCGACCGAGAUGAAGAAACAGCAGUGGCAGAAGGACCAGAAGCGAAGGAUUCAGGAGACCAUCGCUGCGAAUAGAGACACUGUCUUCACUCAACGUAUGCUCAACAGGAUAUUUUUGGACGAGGGCGACAAGUCCGAUUCGGAGUCUGACAGCGACCUUGAUAGCGUCGCUACUGAUAUCUCUGCGCUCAACCCAAAUAGUACUCCGCAAGAUGAGGGUACGGAGCGUCAGAAGACUCCCACUCGUGAGCUUGGCGACGACGAGAUUGAGGUCGCUGAGGCUUCUGGGGAAAUGACUCAAAACUCUUUCUCAUCUUUAAUCUCAUCUCCAAUCUCCCGCGCCAUCGCCACCCUGAGAUAUGAGGUAGAUCCAGCGGACCGUCCGUCGUGGCUAACCGGCCUCCCAAAACCCUUCCCACAUCCCGCUUUAACCGCCCUCCAAGACAACGAAGUCACCAUCCGCUUCUGGGACAACGAGAUCGCGCGCCUAGGUAAUAUCCGCGCCUCACUCCCCCCACCUUCCGAUCAGCCCUCAAACGGAGAGUGGAUGUACCGUCACUUUGGCUCUACAAUAGAAGUCAUGAAGAAGAGUAGUAUGGGCAAAGGGAAGGAGGCUACAUCUGCGAGAGUAUUGUGGGCGUAUGUUGUUGAUGGUGAAGAAGUGGAAGUUAGGCUGGAUGAGUGUGGAGGAUUGGGCCAGGGGAAGGCAUUGAGAGAUGAGGGGGUGCUUGUGGAGCAGGAGGAGGAGGAGGAGCAGGAGGAGGACCAGAAGAUCGGUGUCGCUGCUGGCAAGAGACAGAGUGAAGUAGAUUUGGAUGAGAGGGAUGAAGAAGAGCUGGAGGAUGGUGGAGAGAAUGGCUUCAAAGCAGAGGCGCCGAGUUAUGCCAACAAGGGUAUGGCAGCUGAAGAAGACGUGAUGGAUUUCGAACAGCUCGGUGAAGAUAUCUUUGAUGAAGAUGUUUGGGCCAGAAUCAUUGAUGUUGACGACGAAUAG
Molecule: messenger RNA, 1344 nt
Organism: Alternaria atra
Lineage: Eukaryota; Fungi; Ascomycota; Dothideomycetes; Pleosporales; Pleosporaceae
Exons: 4
Coding region: 1-1344 (447 amino acids)
Source: RefSeq, a predicted model, not a curated record